Molecule: messenger RNA, 8254 nt
Organism: Pogoniulus pusillus (Red-fronted tinkerbird)
Lineage: Eukaryota; Metazoa; Chordata; Aves; Piciformes; Lybiidae
Gene: PLXND1
Product: plexin D1
Exons: 36
Coding region: 76-5880 (1934 amino acids)
Biological process (GO): regulation of GTPase activity; endothelial cell migration; positive regulation of axonogenesis
Cellular component (GO): plasma membrane; semaphorin receptor complex
Molecular function (GO): protein binding; semaphorin receptor activity
Source: RefSeq, a predicted model, not a curated record
CAGGAAGCGGCCCCGGCCCGGCCCCUCUCGCCGCUCGGCUCAUGCACUCUGCGGCGCGGCGGCGCGGGCGGCGGGAUGUCUCCGGUACCAGUGGGCCCUGAGCCGCGCACCUCCGCGCUACUACCGCUGCUUCUGCUGCUGCCGCCGCUGCUACUGCUCGGCCGCGCCGCCGGCCUGGAGGUGCAGCGCAAGUUCCUCUCGCCCACCCCCACCAACAACUUCGCCCUUGACGGCCCCGGCUCCCGCGUCUAUCUGGCGGCCGUCAACCGGCUGUUCCAGCUGUCGGGGGGCGAGCUGGCGCUGGAGGCGGAGGCGGCAGUGGGGCCGGUGCUGGAUAGCCCGCUCUGCCACGCUCCGCAGCUGCCGCAGGCCUCCUGCGAGCACCCCAAGGUGCUCACCAACAACUACAACAAGAUCUUACAGCCCGACCCCGAGCAGGGCGUCCUCGUCGUCUGCGGCUCUAUCUACCAGGGCCUCUGCCAGCUGCGAAGUAUGGCCAACAUCUCGGCCGUGGCAGUGCGCUUCCCGCCAGGAGGCAGCGAUCCGGUCACCGUCUUCCCCAGCAUGCUGAACGUGGCGGCGAACCACCCCAACGCCUCCACCGUGGGGCUAGUGCUGCGCCGCGGCGGCGGCGGGGCGCGGCUGCUGGUGGCCGCCACCUAUACCGGCUUCGGCAGCCCCUUCUUCCCUCGCAACCGCAGCCUGGAGGACCACCGCUUCGAGAACACGCCCGAGAUCGCCAUCCGCGCCCUCAACGCCCGCGGCGACCUGGCCAAGCUGUUCACCUUCGACAUCAAUCCCUCCGACGACAACAUCUUCAAGAUCAAGCAGGGCGCCAAGGCGCGGCACAAGCUCAGCUUCGUCCGCGCCUUCCUGCAGCGCGGGGCCGCGCCGCCCGCUCGCCGCCCCUACGCCUACCUGGCGCUCAACAGCGAAGCCAACGCAGGUGACAAGGAGAGCCCCUCUCACAGCCUGCUGGCCCGUAUAUGCCUGGGCGAGCCGGCAGAGGCCACGCUUAACGGCAGCGGAGAGACCAAGAAGCUGACCGAGUCCUACAUCCAGUUGGGGUUGCGCUGCGGAGGCCCCGCCGACGCCUUCACCCGCCUCGUCUCCGUUUUCCCGGCGCGGGCGGUCUGGCGCGGCCCCGCCGCCCCUGGCCCGACUCCGCCGUCCCCCGAGGAGCUGCUUUUCGGCGUCUUCGAGCGGGCCGGGACCAGCGGCGGCGGGGGGCGGCCGCAGUCUGCACUCUGCGUCUUCCGUUUCGCCGAGAUCGAGGAGACAAUCCGGGCCGCUCGCAACUCCUGCUUUGUCAGCCCGGCUGCCGGCAUGGUCACCGUGCUGGACAGCGUUGUGCAGGGCACCGGCCCGGCCUGCGAGAAGAGGAACAUACAGCUGCAGCCGGAGCAGCUGGACUGUGGAGCUGCACAUCUCCAGCACCCUCUGGCCAUCGUCAACCCCAUCACUGCCACCCCCAUCUUCACCUACACUGGCCUGACUGCCGUGGCUGUGGCCAGCGUCAACAACUACACCGUGGUGUUCCUGGGCACUGCCAGUGGAGGACUCCUGAAGAUUAAUCUGGACAGUACCAUGAAGGUUAUCAGCAGGAGAUCCAUUUCAGUAGCUUACGGGGAGCCUGUCCACCCCAUCAUGCAAUUCGACCCUUCUGAUUCCACCUACCUCUAUCUGAUGACCUCCUAUCAGAUGACACGGGUGAAGGUGGCUGCCUGCAACCAGUACUCGACGUGCAUGGAGUGCUUGGCUGCUGCGGAUGCCUACUGCGGGUGGUGCACCAUGGAGACCAGGUGUUCUCUGCAGCAGGAGUGCACAAACUUCACAGGGGCCAACUUCUGGGUGAGUGCAAGCGAGGGAGUGCAGCAGUGCCCUUCCAUGACCAUCCUGGAGCCCGAGAUCAACAUCGACAAGGAGAACCCGGUCCUGAUUAUACAAAUAAAUGGGACAAUCCCAAACCUGAACGGGACAAACAUCUCAUGUGACUAUGGAAACAACAUCCAGACAGUGGCCAGAGUGGCUGGAGAUGAUGUGAACCAAUUCAUCUACUGCAGCCUGCUCCCACGGGAGGAAUACCCGUCAUUCCCAGACCACCAAGACCACGUGGCCGUCGAGGCUGCUCUCCGGGUCAACAGCAGAAACAUCAUCCAGGCCAGUUUCACCAUCUACGAUUGCAAAAGAACCGGCAGCAUCUCCCCGAGGAGAGCAUGCACCAGCUGCCUCUCAACCAGGUGGAAGUGCCACUGGUGCCCCUCCACCUACACUUGUGUCUCCAACCACUCACAGUGUGAUGAUGUGCUGCAGAUGAAGAACAAAGCUGACUGUCCACGGAUUGUUGCUGCCCCCUUGGACCCAAUGCCCACGGGAGUGUCUCGGGACAUUAGGAUCUCGCUGGCUAAUGCGACCUUCUCUGAGGACACGGCUCUGCAGUGCCACUUCGGGACGGACAGGACAUUUGAAGCCCGGUGGGUGAACUCCUCUGCCGUGGAGUGCCUGAAUGUACUGCUCCACACGUCAGAAAAGAGCCUUCUCUUCCCAGUGAACCUCCAGCUGAAGGACAGGCCAGGCAGAUUUAUCGACAGCCCAGAGACGAUGACAGUGGAGGUGUACAACUGUGCGACUGGCAGUGCUGACUGCUCCCAGUGCCUGGGCAGGGAGGACCUGGGGCACCGGUGCCUCUGGAGCGAGAGCAGCUCCAGCUGCAGGCUGCACAGUGAGGCCUCGCUGGUCUCUGACGUCUGCCCAGCUCCAGAGAUUCGGAAGAUCGAGCCGCUGCGUGGGCCGCUGGAGGGGGGCACCUUGCUGACCAUCCGUGGGAGGAACCUGGGGAGACGCUUCAGCGAUGCCAUGGGUGCGGUGUGGAUCGGCGCCGUGCCCUGCGUGCCACUGCCACACCGAUACGUCGUGUCCGAGGCGAUCGUGUGCCAGACCGAGGGUGCUCCGGAGGCCUUCUCGGAUGUGGUGACAGUGAACAUGAGCCGGGAGGGGAGGUCCCGGGAGCGGUUCUCCUACGUGCUUCCUGUGGUGCACUCCAUAGCUCCCCUGAAUGGUCCAAAGGCUGGAGGAACCAGAGUCAUCAUCAGAGGCAGCAGGCUGGACAUUGGCUCCGAGCUCCGCGUGCUUGUCAACACCUCCAGGCAGUGCACUGACCUCAGCCGCAGUGCCAGCACCAUCAGCUGCACCAUGCCAGCUGCAGAGUUCACCAGCACUGUGCGUGUCUGCGUCCAGUUCGAGAACAGGUCCUGUGCCAGCCACAACAUCACCUUCAAGUACGAGAAGAACCCAAUUAUAUCAGACAUCAGCCCCAAGAAGAGCCAGCUCAGCGGGGGCAGGAUCAUCACCCUGGAAGGAAGAGGCUUUGAACUGGUCCAGAACGUGUCCAUGGUUGUCCGAUUCAUCGGCAGAGAGCAAACAAGCUGUAAGGUUCACUCCGACACCACCAUCACCUGCCCCUCUCCAGCUGCCUCCAAUGUCACUGCCGGCGGCAAGCCCGCGCCCGUCGAUUUCUUUCUCAACGGACGCCUCUAUGCAGACGACCACCCGGCCCUGGACGAGGAGAUGUACCCUGAGGAGGCCCUGCACAUCAGCAAGUUCAGCCUGGAGUACUAUACUGACCCCCAGUUCUUCACAGCCAAGAAGGAGAAGUGGAUCAAGCACCAUCCCGGCGAGCCCUUGACUCUGGUUAUACACAAAGAGCCUGACAGCCUGGGCCUGGAGAGCAACGAGUACCAGGUGCGAAUUGGCCUCGUCUCCUGCGAGAUCCAGAUCGUGUCAGACAGGGUCAUCCACUGCUCCGUCAACGAGUCGCUCAGCACCUCGCACAGGCAGCUGCCCGUGACCAUCCAAGUGGGAAAGUUCAACUACACCAUCGCCACGCUGCAGCUCGGGGGAGGAGAGACUGCCAUCAUCGUCUCCAUUGUCAUCUGCAGCAUCCUGCUGGUGCUCUCUGUUGUAGCCCUCUUUGUGUUUUGCACCAAGAGCCGCAGAGCCGAGCGGUACUGGCAGAAAACCCUGCUGCAGAUGGAGGAGAUGGAGUCACAGAUCCGGGAGGAGAUCCGCAAAGGUUUUGCAGAGCUGCAGACAGACAUGACAGACCUGACCAAGGAGCUGAACCGCAGCCAGGGGAUCCCCUUCCUGGAAUACAAGCACUUUGUCACCCGGACCUUCUUCCCCAAGUGUUCCUCACUCUACGAGGAGUGCUACAUCCUGCCGACCCAGCAGCUCAGCUCCCAGGGGGGCUCCCAGGCCCAGGAAACCCACCCGCUCCUGGUCGGAGAAUGGAAAAUCCCUGAAAGCUGCAGGCCCAAUAUGGAAGAAGGGAUCUCGCUGUUCUCCACCUUACUCAACAACAAGCACUUCCUCAUUGUCUUUGUCCAUGCUCUUGAGCAGCAGAAGGACUUUGCUGUUAGAGACAGGUGUAACCUGGCCUCCCUGCUUACUAUCGCAUUGCAUGGGAAACUGGAGUAUUACACCAGCAUCAUGAAGGACCUCUUGGUGGAUCUAAUCGAUGCUUCAGCCUCCAAAAACCCCAAGCUGAUGCUGAGGAGAACAGAGUCUGUGGUGGAGAAGAUGCUUACCAACUGGAUGUCCAUCUGCAUGUACAGCUAUCUCAGAGAGACAGUCGGAGAGCCUUUCUUCCUGCUGAUCUGUGCCAUCAAGCAGCAGAUUAACAAGGGCUCCAUCGACGCCAUCACCGGGAAGGCCAGGUACACCCUCAAUGAGGAGUGGCUGCUGAGGGAGAACAUCGAGGCCAAGCCCAGGAACCUCAAUGUCUCCUUCCAAGGCUGCGGGAUGGACUCUCUGAGUGUCAGGGCCAUGGACACAGACACACUCAGCCAAGUGAAGGAGAAGAUUCUGGAGGCCUUCUGCAAGAAUGUCCCCUACUCCCAGUGGCCAAGGGUGGAAGAUGUUGACCUUGAGUGGUUUGCCACCAGCACCGACAGCUAUAUCCUCCGGGACCUCGAUGACACCUCGGUAGUGGAGGAUGGCAGGAAGAAGCUCAACACCUUGGCACACUACAAGAUCCCCGAAGGGGCAUCCCUGGCCAUGAGCCUGUCGGACAAGAAGGACACCACGCUGAGCAGAGUGAAGGAUUUGGACACUGAGAAGUACUUCCACUUGGUUCUCCCCACUGAUGAAUCAGUUGAACACAAGAAGUCCCACAGGCAGAGCCACAGGAAGAAAGUCCUACCAGAGAUCUACCUAACCAGACUGCUCUCCACAAAGGGCACGCUGCAGAAGUUCCUGGACGACUUGUUCAAAGCCAUCCUCAGCAUCCGGGAUGACAAACCCCCCCUGGCCGUCAAGUACUUCUUUGACUUCCUAGAGGAGCAAGCAGAGAAAAGAGGGAUCACAGACCCUGACACUAUGCACAUCUGGAAGACCAACAGCCUGCCUCUGCGGUUUUGGGUCAACAUCCUGAAGAACCCCCAGUUCGUCUUCGACAUCGACAAGACAGACCACAUCGAUGCCUGCCUCUCGGUGAUAGCCCAGGCCUUCAUCGACGCCUGCUCGCUCUCCGACCUGCAGCUGGGCAAGGACUCCCCGACCAACAAGCUGCUGUACGCCAAGGAGAUCCCCGAGUACAGGAAGAUCGUGCAGAGAUACUACAAACAGAUCCACGACAUGCCCCCGCUCAGUGAGCAGGAGAUGAACGCUCACCUGGCUGAGGAGUCGCGGAAAUACCGGAACGAGUUCAACACCAACGUGGCCAUGGCCGAGAUCUACAAAUAUGCCAAGCGCUACCGCUGCCAGAUCGUGGCUGCCCUGGACAGCAACCCCACGACAAAGCGCACCCAGCUGCAGCACAAGUUUGAGCAAGUGAUUGCACUGAUGGAGGACAACAUCUACGAGUGCUGCAGCGAAGCCUAGGCCCACCGCAGCCCUGGAAGUGACCUUCUGUACAGUGCAGGGCUGUGGGGAGCCUGCCUUCAGCCACCAUAUGCCAUGGAUCGUCUCACCAGGGUCAUUCCCAAACCAGCCUCGUGGUGGGUUGGGCCUGACCCAUGGCUGAAGGGCUCCCUCACCUGAAAAGAAGCCACCAUACACUUCUCUGAGCAGCUCAAACCUCCUCUGGUCUGCACUGUGGCACCCAUAAUUUAUUUGCUGUUGCCAGUCAGAAAUGGAGAUGUGACACUUGUGGCAAGCUCAGUUCACCACUUCCCUCUGGUCAGCAGCUCCCUGCAUGCCUGCUUGUGGUUCCUCAGGACAAGAGAUGAAGCUGCAGAAGAUCUAACAUGAGGUGAAGCAAAGGGCAGCCUCAGGGAGUAACAAGCAAAGACAGCAAAGGCCACGGGAGCGGUGCCUGAGCUCCCUUCCACACCAUCCCUCUGACAUCCUUGUUUUUCCAACACCAGGGACUCGCUCAGCUGUUCACUAUCUGCUGCAUUCUGUGUAUUUUUGUGCCUUUUAAUUUUUGUACUGUAUGUGUAAACAUAACCACCCCUCCAUCUGAGACUUGGGCAACAGGGAAGGCAGGGCUGAGGCACAGCAGUCGCUUCCCCAGGCACUGAGCCAUGGAGUAAGCACUUUAUCCCCAGCUGGCAAUGGCUGCUGUGGAGCCAGAGGGAACGUGCUGGUGUCAGACAGGGGCAGGAGGGUUCCUUCCCUGUCCCCAGGUUCCAUCUCUGCCAGCACAGUGAGCUGGAGUUGCCGUGGGUAGGUGAAGACCCCCUGCCUCCCUGCUCGCUGGGCAUAGGCACAGCUGCUGCCCAGGGCAGCAGGUGUAGUGGAGGAGAAGGACCCAUGCCUCACCCUCCAGCCAUACUGGCUGUGCCUGUGGCACUGCCCCAGCCCUGACAAUGCCGCUCAGGCCAGCAUGGAGCAGCUCCUGCUGACAGCCCUUGGGUGGAGCAGAGCAAGACACCAGGCAUCACCUUCCCUCCGCUGCCCCACCAGCAUGUCCCUGCCCUCGCCACUAAAGGCAAGGUCAGCGCUAGAGUGGGGUUUGCUGUAGCAGCUCACUCUGGACACAGCCCACCUGAGAGUAGCCACUAGAGCACAGCUUUGCUGUGUCUGGCCUUUCCUUCAGCCUGCUCAGGCAGAAGGACUGGACCUCAGCCCCUGGCAGCAGGAUACUCAGGCAGGCCAGUAGAGCAGCUCCUACACCCCAAGCUGCAAGCAGAAAGCAUCCCACGCUUCUGCUGGGGCCAGCAGCAGGGUCCCACUGCACGGACAGAGGGAGCUUGUCCAAGACCAGGAACUUCUGUGCCGUCCCUCCACAUCUGCAGAACCCCUGUCCCAGCUCGGUGGGACACGUGGGGAGCCGUGGGCGCUGUGGUGUUCACCAGCGUCCCGCUGGUGCCUCUGUGGAGGCUGGGCCACAGCUGACACCACAUGCUCGAAGCUGAAUGCUGACUUGCAGGCAUCAGCACCCUGCCCACAGCAGCUGAGCCCAGCUGGAGCCACUGCAUUUCAAACUGCCAAAUAGAGAAGAGAAGAAGUUGCUACCUCACUGCAGGCAGGGCCUGGGGGAGCCUCCACUGCUCAUCCCGCUGGCAAGGAUGCAACCUGCUGUUAGAUGACUUUGGCCCACCAGAACUCCUCCUGGGUGACUCACUGCCAUGGACAGGGGCCUCCAUCCCAGCAGUGCCACACUCCUGAGUGCUGUGCCCGUCAGCCCUGUGUACAUAGAUGUCUAUUUUAAACAAAGCAGAGACUUUAUCCAGUAUGGUGGGGGGGAGGGGAGAGCAGAGCUUUUCUAAAGGGGAACUCCAGAAGGACAAACACUGUGGAGGUGUCACUGCUGAGGACAGAAACGAACCAUGUAGCUGGGCUACAUUUUAUUUUGAAAGUGAAUUAUUUUUUGUUGUUGUUUUCUUUCAGAAACUGUGAAUAGCUGCCAGAGACAGGCAGGCCCAGCACAGGGAGGGCAGGGCAGGACAGAGGUGCAGAGAACGUCGAGCUUGGCUGGAGGCGGGGAAGGGUCCGGUGGCAGUAGCCCCGUGUUGUGACGAGGGAAGGACACAGGGACAUGGCAGCCGGUACCCUUUGCCCCCACGGUGCCAUGGCUGGGGCCUCUUGUUUCAUUAUUGAAGUUUCUCAAAGCAGAAGGUCGUUGCUAAGAACCAUAUGAAACAACCCCAAGGGAGCAGCAGCUGGAGGGGCGGCAGGGCUGCCCCGAGCCCUCUGUACCAUGUUUUUAGACUUUGGCACAUGUUGUGGCCGUGGUGCCCUUACCUGCUGUUAAUGAAGUGGCAGACUCCUGGAGAAGCCUCUUUGUAAUAAAACAAGGUGCUGAAACCUG